Messenger RNA from Sclerotinia sclerotiorum 1980 UF-70, 399 nucleotides. RefSeq lists its product with no specific name. The record is from RefSeq and is a predicted model, not a curated record. NCBI's taxonomy places the organism in Eukaryota, Fungi, Ascomycota, Leotiomycetes, Helotiales, Sclerotiniaceae. The transcript is spliced from 2 exons. The coding region runs from base 1 to 399 and encodes 132 amino acids.
AUGGAAAAUUCUGCAUUUUCCCAUAUUGUUGGGACAGCGGGACAGCACAUGUACAGUCGUAUUAUGCGGGAACUCCCUGUAGCCACGCAUCAUCAUCAAUCUGAUCUACGAGAUAGAUGUUUGGAGGAGUUACAUUCCGGAGAAGGUACCUUAAAAGGUUCGAAUCGACAUGAUGGCGACUUGACGAGAAUAGUGCAGUGCGGGGAAGUUGGCGUUUUGGCUGUGAAUCCACCGAGUCUCCUUACUUUAUCUAACCAAUCUGCUGGAAUAUCUAAUUCUUUCCUAUUUUCACAAGUCACCAGUCCUAAAACCUGCUCAAAGCCACUGGAAUUAGCUUUGGCUGGCGGAGAAAGACUCAAAGAGAGAUGGCUAUCUGCCCAUGGUGUGAGAGGUUGCUAG